Drosophila simulans is the source of this 317-nucleotide messenger RNA. Its product is annotated as kunitz-type serine protease inhibitor PILP-3. The record is from RefSeq and is a predicted model, not a curated record. The coding region runs from base 45 to 317 and encodes 90 amino acids. NCBI's taxonomy places the organism in Eukaryota, Metazoa, Arthropoda, Insecta, Diptera, Drosophilidae. Gene Ontology annotation, molecular function: serine-type endopeptidase inhibitor activity. The transcript has 2 exons.
UUUACGGAUCAGUCAUAUUAAGUCGACCCUCCAAUCCGUUGAAAAUGAAGUUACUUUUGGUUCUAGCUUGCGUUGUGCUCUACGUAUCUCUCGCAUGUGGCCAGAAUCGUUGCGAUGGACGUCCUAGGGGUCGUCAGAAUUGCGUCGGCGGCAAGCACGAAGGAUUUGGGGGAAGAAAUUGCCGGAGAACUGCCAUGGACGAAAUGUGGUACUAUAACCAGAGAACCGGGAAGUGCCUUAAGAUGAAGUACCUCGGAUGUGGCGGCAACCAAAAUCGCUACUGCUCCUUGAGACACUGUCAAAGGUCGUGCCCAUGA